GGCCCCGCCCCCUACCUCUGGCCGCGCGGAUCAGCUUCCAGCCCAGUCGGCCCGGCCCGGGGGCCAUGGAGCUCCGAGCAGCGGAUCGCGAGCCUCCUGCGAACCCCAGCCUGCACGCCCGGUUAGCACUCGGCCGGGAGAUGCGGCAGUGGAAUCUGGAAGGGCGGUGAAAAACCCACGUCCUGCCCUCCCCCGGCCUCUCCAUUCGUCCCCCGGGUAGAGAGGUGCCCGGCUCCCACCCCUUCCCAGCCCCAGCCCUGGAGACAGCAGCCCCUAGACUACUGAGGGACAGCAACAGCAUGAAGGCUCCGGUAAGUGGGAAGAAGGAGGACUUCCAGGGAACGCAGAGGCCCCGACCGGCGGAGCAGCUCAGCAGCCUCUCCACCUCAGGACCCACUGCCACUUCCGACCUCCCUGCUGCCGAGCAGAGAAGGGCAGAAUGGCCUCAAAGUCCAGCCCUGUUCUUGCAGACCGUGUGGCCCCAGGCGGGUGGCAUCCACUCUGCGGGGGUCGGCUCGUGCUCAUCAUCCUGUGCUCCGUGGUCUUCUCUGCCAUCUACACCCUCCUGUGCUGCUGGGCCGGCCUGCCUCUCUGCCUGGCCACCUGCCUGGACCACCACUUCCCCACAGGCUCCAGGCCCACCGUGCCGGGCCCCCUGCACUUCAGUGGAUAUAGCAGUGUGCCAGAUGGGAAGCCGCUGGUCCGCGAGCCGUGCCGCAGCUGUGCCGUGGUGUCCAGCUCCGGCCAAAUGCUGGGCUCAGGCCUGGGUGCUGAGAUCGACAGUGCUGAGUGCGUGUUCCGCAUGAACCAGGCGCCCACCGUGGGCUUUGAGGCGGACGUGGGCCAGCGCAGCACCCUGCGUGUCAUCUCACACACAAGCGUGCCGCUGCUGCUGCGCAACUAUUCACACUACUUCCAGAAGGCCCGAGACACGCUCUACGUGGUGUGGGGCCAGGGCAGGCACAUGGACCGGGUGCUUGGCGGCCGCACCUACCGCACGCUGCUGCAGCUCACCAGGAUGUACCCCGGCCUGCAGGUGUACACCUUCACCGAGCACAUGAUGGCCUACUGCGACCAGAUCUUCCAGGAUGAGACGGGCAAGAACCGGAGGCAGUCGGGCUCCUUCCUCAGCACCGGCUGGUUCACCAUGAUCCUCGCGCUGGAGCUGUGUGAGGAGAUCGUGGUCUAUGGGAUGGUCAGCGACAGCUACUGCAGGGAGAAGAGCCACCCCUCAGUGCCUUACCACUACUUCGAGAAGGGCCGGCUGGAUGAAUGUCAGAUGUACCUGGCACACGAGCAGGCGCCCCGAAGCGCCCACCGCUUCAUCACUGAGAAGGCGGUCUUCUCCCGCUGGGCCAAGAAGAGGCCCAUCGUGUUCGCCCAUCCGUCCUGGAGGACUGAGUAGCCUCCGUCGCCCUGCCAGCCGCCAUGCCGUUGCGAGGCCUCCGGGAUGUCCCAUCCCAAGCCAUCACACUCCACAAAAACAUUUAAUUUAUGGAUCCUGCCUCCUGCCAUGUGCUGGGUGGACCUAAGGUUCCUUCCCGCCCCAUUCCGGCAACACUUGGAGCCAUCUCAGGCCUCAUGACUUGAAGGGGAGUGGAGUGGGGAGCCCUGUCUCCCCACUCCACUCCCUGAGUAAUUCAUGGCAUUUGGGGGCUCACCCCACCUCCAGGUCUGUCAAGUGGCCUUUGUCCCUGGGGCUGAUGGCCCCCAACUCACCAGCAUCAUGACCUUGUGCCAGUCCUGGUCCUCCCUCCCCAGCCGCCCCUACCACCUUUUGGUGCCACACUUCUCAGGCUGGCCGCCCUGGUUGGGGCAGCCGAGAGCCUGGGGUUCAUUGGUGAAGGGGCCUUGGAGUUGUGACUGCCGGGGCCGUAUCAGGAAAGUACGGGUAAACAUGUGUUUUCUGGA
This is a messenger RNA of Pongo pygmaeus (Bornean orangutan), 1911 nucleotides long. RefSeq names its product ST6 N-acetylgalactosaminide alpha-2,6-sialyltransferase 4 (gene ST6GALNAC4). Lineage: Eukaryota; Metazoa; Chordata; Mammalia; Primates; Hominidae. The transcript has 6 exons. Gene Ontology annotation, molecular function: alpha-N-acetylgalactosaminide alpha-2,6-sialyltransferase activity. The record is from RefSeq and is a predicted model, not a curated record. Bases 440 to 1405 code for a protein of 321 amino acids. Gene Ontology annotation, biological process: ganglioside biosynthetic process; oligosaccharide metabolic process.